This is a messenger RNA of Neltuma alba, 1584 nucleotides long. RefSeq lists its product as uncharacterized. NCBI's taxonomy places the organism in Eukaryota, Viridiplantae, Streptophyta, Magnoliopsida, Fabales, Fabaceae. The record is from RefSeq and is a predicted model, not a curated record. Bases 30 to 1307 code for a protein of 425 amino acids. The transcript is spliced from 4 exons.
UUCCUUCUUCUCAUCUUACGCGAAUCAAAAUGCAAGUUCUUAGUGGAGCUUGGAUAUCAGCAGUACUAUUCCUCUUAUUGGGCACGGUACCAUUAUCUGGUGCUUCAAGAAAGAGUAUUGGACAUCAUGUCAAGGAAGCUACGUAUCUGUCCCCCAAGUUUGAACUAAAACCUGGGUCAGUUCUAAACAGGUAUUACUACGGUAUUGACUUCCCAAAAGGCCAUAUUGCAGUCAAGAGCUUCAAUGGUGAAGUAGUUGAUGAACAUGGCAAUUCUGUACCUCUUCAUGAAACUUAUCUCCACCAUUGGCAAGUUAUUAGAUACCAUCAACGUAAAGGCAAUAGAAACACGCUCAAGGAAGGCCCACCAAGGGAGGAAGAGCCCUUAGGUCAUUACAUAUUGAGGAAUAGUGGGAUGUGUCAGGAUGACUCUUUGAUACAGUAUUUUGCUGUUGGGUCCGAAACACGAAAAACAAAAACAGAUAUUCCAGAUCCUUUUGGGGUAGAAGUAGGAAAUCCAGCAGACAUCCCUAAAGGGCAUGAGGAAAAAUGGAUGCUUAAUGUUCAUGCUAUUGAUACAAGAGGUGUAGUAAACAAGUUAGGUUGUAUUGAGUGUUGGUGUGAUCUUUAUAACGUCACAAAGGAUGCUACUGGCAAGCCUAUAGAACCAGGUUAUAAAGGUGGUUUGUUAUGUUGUGAUGAUAAAAGUCAAUGCAGGAUGAGGGAAGGGUUUGUGGGACGAAAGAGAAGACUACAUGUGAGAUAUACAGUUAAGUGGGUUGAUUGGAGUGAUUUGAUUGUUCCUCUUAAGAUUUAUUCAUUUGAUGUGACUGAUACUUUGCAAACAUCAAGAAGUAAAUCUUCCAAAGCAUUGGCUACAACCCAUAACUGCAAGUUUGAGUAUCAAGUUGAGUCAUGCAGCAAGAAGCAAAGAGAAAGAAACGCCUGCGUUCAUGUGAAGAGAACAAGCUUCCCAAUGCCAAAAGGAGGUAAUAUCAUCUAUGGUCUUGGACAUCUACAUGCAGGUGGAAUUGAUUCGACUGUAUAUGGAGAGGACGGAAGGGUAUUAUGUUCUUCAAAGCCAAUUUAUGGAAAAGGAAUGGGAGCAGGAAACGAGAAAGGCUAUAUUGUAGGAAUUAAAACUUGUUAUCCCAAACCUGGUUCUGUUAAGAUAAUGGAUGGUGAAACCAUAACUGUAGAGUCUAGGUACAAUAACACUCGAGAACACCUUGGAGUUAUGGGGCUUUUCUUCGUGUUUGUGGCAGAACGUCUACCUCAUCACCAUUUCACACAUUCAUCUCUUCCUUAAAGUUAAUCAAGGAUUUGGAUUCUCUCCAAAGCAAGGAUGUUCCUAUGCUUUUAUUAUAACACAAAGUAACUGGUACUAGUACCUUGUGUUAUUAUUUCCGGCGUAGGACCAUUGUUAUAUCCAGGAGAAAAUCUAACCUUAUUAGUUGCGUUUUAUAUGGUUUGCUGUAGUUUCUUAAAUCUGUAUGUUGGGAAUCAAUGCAGUGUCAUAUAUGGUGACAAUUUGUCUUUGUAUUUUAUCCUAUCUUCAAUAAAGGCGGUUGUGAAAUUGUAGUUUA